Lathyrus sativus (Indian pea) is the source of this 723-nucleotide messenger RNA. The record is from the annotation of a GenBank genome assembly. Lineage: Eukaryota; Viridiplantae; Streptophyta; Magnoliopsida; Fabales; Fabaceae.
AUGCCGAUUUCUCUUGUAGACCAUAACGGCCGACACGUCAGCAUGCGCUGCAUCUCCGAUCCCACACCACUUCCAACACCGCUCGCCAUCACCGUCGUCGACCACUACCUUCCUCACGACACCCACAACACUUACGCCAUCACCCUCGAUUCAACCGUCACCAUUCAAACCCUCCUUACCUCAUGCCCUUCCCUAGUCGAAUCUUGGAUCCUCGAAACCCAAACCCUCUCCCUCCCUUCCCCAACCACCAUCGGCCUCGACAUCGAGUGGCGCCCAAACUCCCAACGCGGCCAGUCAAACCCCGCCGCUACACUCCAGCUCUGCGUCAACAACCGCUGCCUCAUUUUCCAGAUCAUCCAUUCCCCUCAUAUUCCAACCUCCCUCUUAACCUUCAUGGCAAACCCUAACAACAGAUUCGUCGGCGUCGGAAUCGAAGCCGACGUCGAGAAGCUUAUAGAAGAUUACAACAUCUCUGUUGCGAACUAUGUUGAUCUGCGAAACCUUGCUGCUGAGGUGUUGGAAGAUCGCGCUAUGUUGAUGUUUGGGAUCAAGAAAUUGGCGGAACGUGUUCUUGGGAAGAUUGUUGAGAAACCGCAGAGGAUUACGAGGAGUAGAUGGGAUAAUCCGUGGCUGAAUGUAGAUCAGGUUAAGUAUGCUGCCAUUGAUGCGUAUAUAUCGUUUGAGAUUGGGCGUCGUCUAUACUCUAAUCAGGUUAUUGAAUGA